AUGGAAGUUGUGUGAGGAGGUGACAUGAGGUGUUAUCCUGUCAGGCUGGGAGCUCUGCUGGCCCUGCUGGCUGUUCUCACCGUCUCCUGGAUCCGCUCGGUUCCGGGGCGUCCAGGUGAGUGGACGGGUUCGGUUCCGGGGGCUCCUGGUCCAAAAACACCAGACCUACAAAACCUGUACAAGCGUCUGUUGGUGGCUGAGGAGCUGGGGGGGCAGGUCAACAAGGAUCUUAGCAGCAUCCUGGAGCAGCUGGUCAACAUUUCCAGAACCCCCAACGUGAGCCAGCCUGUCAGCAACAGCUCCCUUACCAACGUCACCUCCACAGAAGCGGUGAAACAGCUGAGGGCUGAUUUAAGCCACCACAGCUUCACUCAGCCCAACAUCUACCUGUACAUGCCUCACCUGAGGCAGCAUCCUGACAGCCUCAGACCAAACGUAGUCGUGGGGAAGGGACGCAGAGGAGUGUCCAUAGUGUUUGGGAUUCCCACGGUGAAGCGGGAGAAGCAGAGUUACCUCAUCAACACUCUCAACUCUCUGCUGUCCAGCCUGACAGCUGCCCAGAGCCACGACCUCCUCAUUAUAGUCUUCGUUGCUGAGACAGACUCAGAGUACGUGUCAAGUGUGGCUCAGACCAUCACAGACAGUUUUCCUAAGGAGGUGCAGUCUGGUUUGAUGGAAGUGGUCUCUCCUUCGCAGUAUUAUUACCCCAACUUCACCACCCUGAAAGAGACUUUUGGGGACUCCAAGGAAAGAGUCAAAUGGCGAACAAAGCAGAACUUGGACUUCAGCUUCCUCAUGCUUUAUGCUCAGGACAAAGGAACGUAUUAUGUUCAGUUAGAAGACGAUGUUGUUGCAAAGACCGGUUACUACUCCGACAUGAAGGCAUUUGUGACCCAGACUGCUUCAGAUGAGUGGCUCUACCUGGAGUUCUCCCAGCUUGGCUUCAUAGGGAAAAUGUUCAGGACUCGAGACCUCCCGUUGAUUGCUGAGUUUUUCCUGAUGUUCCACAAAGACAAACCCAUCGACUGGCUGUUGGAUCACAUUCUGUGGGUGAAGGUCUGCAACCCUGAGAAAGAUAACAAAGACUGUGACCAACAGAAGGCCUUACUGAAGCAAAGAUACAAGCCAUCUCUCUUUCAGCAUGUGGGGCUCCACUCCUCCUUACCUGGGAAAAUACAGCAGCUGAAGGACAAGGACUUUGACCAGCAGCCGUUGUUCCGGGCCCACAAGAAUCCAGCUGCAGACCUGAGCAGCAGCCUGAAACACUACCAGCACCACAGCCUCAGCAGGCUGUACAACGGAGAAGACUUCCUGUGGGCGCUGACACCGCUCCGGGACGACUACAUCCUCUUCAGCUUCCCCCAGCCCAUCCACAUCUCCGGGUUCCUGUUCCGCAGUGGAAACGUCAAGACCAGUGCAGAUAAAUUUUACAACACCACAGUUGAGGUGCUGCCCGGCAAUGCAGCGCUGAAAGACAAACUCGUCUUUGGCUCCGACUCUAAAUACAAAGAAUCAAAAGACGGCUUCAUUAUUGUCGGUGCGUUUGAGAACGGACUCGCUGAAGGUGAAAUUGAAGCAGGUCUUCAACCGGUCUCGGCUCUGCGUCUACUGGUUCACUCUGACUCUGACGUGUGGGCUCUGCUGAGUGAGGUUCACAUCAGAACGUGAAGAGAAGAAGGAAACCUGAAACUAAGAACUGAAAGGAACCAGGAGUUCCUCAUGGACAAAAAGAUCCUGCAGCCGGACCAAGGCUGUCCUCCUCCAUCAAACACGGGGAUGUUCAGUGUGGCUGGUCUGAGGAGGAGGAGGAGGAGGAGGAGGCCUGUUUCUUCAGCCACCAGUGGAACCAGUGGAACUGGUUCUGAGGAACCAUGAACUGAUAGAACUCUGCUCAUGUUUGGAGAGGAGACAAGUUUUUUCUACCAAAUAAAGAAAUGUACUCAGUGUUGUUGAUUUA
Messenger RNA from Austrofundulus limnaeus, 1957 nucleotides. Its product is annotated as Alpha-1,3-mannosyl-glycoprotein 4-beta-N-acetylglucosaminyltransferase B-like. The transcript is spliced from 15 exons. NCBI's taxonomy places the organism in Eukaryota, Metazoa, Chordata, Actinopteri, Cyprinodontiformes, Rivulidae. Bases 25 to 1668 code for a protein of 547 amino acids. Gene Ontology annotation, cellular component: endoplasmic reticulum; endoplasmic reticulum-Golgi intermediate compartment; Golgi stack. Gene Ontology annotation, molecular function: acetylglucosaminyltransferase activity. Gene Ontology annotation, biological process: protein N-linked glycosylation. The record is from RefSeq and is a predicted model, not a curated record.